Molecule: messenger RNA, 2042 nt
Organism: Cutaneotrichosporon oleaginosum
Lineage: Eukaryota; Fungi; Basidiomycota; Tremellomycetes; Trichosporonales; Trichosporonaceae
Source: RefSeq, a predicted model, not a curated record
CUCGACACCAUCCAACUCCUCUCUCAUCUCUUCUCUACUCAUCUCUGGCCUCUACGCUCCUCAGCGGUACAAGCUCCCUCGGUCAACUUCCUAUCCCAGUCCACUCUUCUCUCCCCCCUCCCCACCCUUCCCACUCAAUCCAUUCCCCCUUGGGCUCCCUCCCUCUCUUCCCUUCCGCUUCGACUCUUCUCGCGGUCUCGUUCCCUCACGUUCUCACGCGCUUGCGGGACUAACUCGCCAUGUCCCUCCGUGACAAGGCGUGCUACACGCUCUCCCUCGUGCCCGCGCAGCAGCCCAACGUGCUCUACCUGAUCGAGAACUACAACCAGAACCGCGCGGUCGAGGACCAAGCGAUCCGAUACGGGCGCGUGCGCGAGACUUCGCGAGACGGCGAGGUGUACAGCGCUGCAUUAUACGACGCAUUCUCGCAGGCCAAGCUCGCGUCAACGGGACUGUUCACAGAGCGUCUCCGCAGCCGGCGGCUCGAGCUCCAUGGUCCCGACGAGAAAGUCCCCUUUGAGUUCACUGGCAAGCUCGGAUUCGAAUGGUCCUUCCAGUUCGAGGGCAACAAGUACAUGUGGAAGCGAGAUGGCGGGAUCACGUCCAAGGAUAUGGCCUGCUUUAUGGACCGCCGCCCCGACCCUAACAUUGACAUUGCUCUGGGACGUGUUGCAGGUCGCGACGGCAAGCCUGCUCAGCUGUCGAUUCUCCAUUACAACAUCGAGCGAUUUCUGGGACACGAGAUCAAGGACCUGCGCGGCUUGGAGACACUUUUGGCCAUCACCUUCACUGCGCUAAUUGACGGCGCCGACUCCGCCUCGAACAGCCGGCAAAGCUCAGGUUCGCAGGCCCCAAAGCCUGCACAGAACAAGCCCCUGCCCGCAGGCCCUCCCACCAGCGCGCCGCAGCGCCCGUCCCCACCACCGGAGGUCUACAACGAGGACGCGAAUGAAGUCAUCGUCGGGGUGAACACGGACCUCAAUACGCACAUUGAUCGCGCCAUCGCUCUCCUCGAGGACCCCAGUAUUCUCUUCAUCAUCAUCCGCACAAAGGACGCACGUGCCGCCCAGCGCGCCCUCCAGGUCGUUCUAGGCGUCAACCGCUUCCGACACCGCAACCAACAGGCUGAUUUGCACCAGUACGUGCUCGAGGAGGAGGCCGAGUCCAAGGGCCCGCGCGUCAUCAAGCUCGACGAUGCCCCCUUUGGCGCGCCUUCGUGGAAGCCUCCCCCCAACCUCGCAAUCUACCUGUCCACCAUCGAGCUCCCAGACCUCAAAGCCGGCGGGGCCGCGCGUGCCAACAGCAACAAGCGCCCCACUCCCGUAGCCCAAGCCCGUCCAGCGUCGAUGGUAGGCUCGGUGCCAACCCUCAGCACGCCCGUGCCGCCCCAACAUCGCCCCGCCUCGCCAAACCUCAGGCCUGUCUCGCCAAACCCCAACCCUAGACCCAUCUCUCCCCGUCCCCCCGGCCAGACGGGCAUGCUCAACGCUCCCAUCGGCGGAUCGAACCGCCCAGCCAGCAUCAGCGGCAGCAUUCCCAAUGCGGGGUACGUGCCGCCCAUCCCACCGCCGUCUGGAUUCCAGCCUUCACCUGCACCCGGUCCAUCCGGCUUCCAGCCUGCGCCUGCGCCUGCGCCACCUCCAUCUGGUUUCCAGCCUCAGGCGCAGUGGGGUGCACCGGGGUUCAGCGGGGGCUACUCUGAAAGCCCAUUCCUGCACGGCCUCUUCCGGCCGAACCACAAGCAUUAGCGCCAUGGUGUGUGUCGCGUAAGGCAUUUUCUGUGACUGUACGUAGAGGGUAUAGGGCAUGUGCCAGUCUGUUAUUAGGGUAUCACUGUUGUCUGGGGUUGUUAGGUAGACUGUGAAGCUCUCUAGCUGCCACGGUGCGGUCAAGAAGUUCAGUGGGAGAGGCAAUCCCCCGCUAGAGCUACUGCGCCGGUAUUCGUAUAGGAUCUGCAUCAUUAAACGCGCGCCCGAGACGUGCAGUAGUGGAGAGACAGGCCGGGGAGAAGAGGAGACGGGGAAUGCUACAGUCAUUGUCAC